UUAUUUUAUUUUUUGGCCACGUGGUACUGCAUGCACGUCCUUAGUUACCCAACAAGGGAUUGAACCCAUGCCCUCGGCAUUGGGAGCAUGGAGUCUUGACCGCUGGGCUGCUAGCUAGGGAAGUCCCUCCUAAAAACUUUAAAGAUAAGUAUAUCACUAGAGUAAGAUAGAAGGUGGGUAAAACUAUACUGAAUUCAAUAUGUGAACAAUGACUUACAACAUUGGAGCUGUUUCUCUUUUCCUUUAGAAUAUCUGAAUCAAAAAAAAAUAAUUUAAUCCACAUUUACAAAAAUGUAGAGGGAAUUUUUUUUCUUUAAAUGAUAAUGCCACUUAAAAACAGUAAAAUUGAUGCACAGUAUUAAUAAACUUGAAGUCAUUUAUCAGUGAGAUGGAUACCCAUUCAAGUAUGUCCUAGAUUCGAUAUUCUUGACAAUUUCAGAAUUCAUUCAGUAGCUUAAGGGACUGUGAGCCCCAGCUCUUUAUCACAAUCAGGAUUCUUACUGAUAACUGAAGAAUCGGAGAUUCUUCAAGCAAAUUAUUCCUGUGCCUUGCAUUUUGACAAUAAUGUUUAAUCUUCCUUUUGAUAACCAGGUAAAUUUCAAAUAUUAGCUUUCCCAUUUAAAUGGAUAAUUCUCCUUUAAUCUAGUUGUUUUAUAAAGCCUGAGUGUCUACCUCUAGGCCCCUUAUUCUUAUCUUCACCCACCUCAGUUCUAUGCACAUCCAUUGUUCUUUGCCUUCACAGCUGUUUCCAUCAAGCAUCUCAAAGUGAAAAGUGUUGCACUAGGAACUGACUUAUAAAAAAAAACAAAAAAAAAAAGUCAUUUCUGUUUCAAAUCAGAAGGACUAAGUAGAAAAUGUGCAUCAGAUGUUUAUGUUUAAUUGGUUUACAGACUGUCUGUGGACUCUUUUCCUGUCAUAUUACCAGCCAUCUGUUGAGUCUUCAAGUCCAGAAAUGGAUGAAAUAUUUGACUGCCCAUGAAAGUACAGGAGGUUCAGCAACAUCAGAUGACCAUGAAUUUGAUCCAUCAGCUGACAUGCUGGUUCAUGAUUUUGAUGAUGAACGCACAUUAGAAGAGGAAGAAAUGAUGGAAGGAGAAACAAACUUCAGUUCUGAAAUAGAGGAUCUUGCAAGGGAAGGCGACAUGCCGAUUCAUGAACUUCUCAGUCUUUAUGGUUAUGAUAGUGCUAUUCGGCUACCAGAAGAAGAGGAGGAGGAAGAAGAGGAGGAGGAAGAUGAUGAUGAAGAUGCUGAUAAUGAUGAUAACAGUGGAUGUAGUGGGGAAAAUAAAGAAGAGAAUAUAAAAGAUUCCUCAGGUCAAGAGGAUGAAACUCAGUCUUCCAAUGAUGAUCCAUCUCAAUCUGUUGCUUCUCAAGAUGCCCAGGAAAUAAUCCGUCCACGUCGAUGUAAAUAUUUUGACACAAAUAGUGAAAUAGAAGAAGAAUCUGAAGAAGAUGAAGAUUAUAUACCAUCAGAAGACUGGAAAAAGGAGAUUAUGGUGGGCUCCAUGUUUCAAGCCGAGAUUCCAGUUGGCAUUUGUAGAUACAAAGAAAAUGAAAAAGUAUAUGAAAAUGAUGAUCAGCUCCUGUGGGACCCUGAAUACUUACCAGAAGACAAAGUGAUUGUGUUUCUUAAGGAUGCAUCUAGAAGAACAGGUGAUGAGAAAGGUGUGGAAGCAAUUCCUGAAGGAUCUCACAUAAAAGACAAUGAACAGGCAUUAUAUGAAUUAGUUAAAUGCAAUUUUGAUACAGAAGAAGCAUUGAGAAGAUUAAGAUUUAAUGUAAAAGCAGCUAGAGAGGAAUUAUCUGUUUGGACGGAGGAAGAGUGCAGAAAUUUUGAACAAGGGUUGAAGGCCUAUGGAAAGGAUUUUCAUUUGAUUCAGGCUAAUAAAGUUCGAACAAGAUCAGUUGGUGAAUGUGUAGCAUUCUAUUAUAUGUGGAAAAAAUCUGAACGUUACGAUUUCUUUGCUCAGCAAACACGAUUUGGAAAAAAGAAGUAUAAUCUUCAUCCUGGUGUAACGGAUUACAUGGAUCGUCUUCUAGACGAAAGUGAAAGUGCUGCUUCCAGUCGAGCACCAUCUCCUCCCCCAACUGCCUCAAACAGUAGCAACAGCCAGUCUGAGAAGGAAGAUGGCACUAUAAGCAAUAGUAAUCAGAACGGGGUGUCAUCUAAUGGACCAGGUGAAACAUUAAACAAAGAAGACGUGAAAGUUGAAGGAUUACAUGUUAAUGGACCAACAGGUGGAAGUAAGAAACCACUUCACACAGAUAUGGAUACCAAUGGUUAUGAAACAGAUAACCUAACCACUGACCCAAAAGUCGCCCAUAUGACUGCAAGAAAUGAAAAUGAUUUUGAUGAAAAAAGUGAGAGACCUGCCAAAAGGCGAAGGGUAAACAGCAAUGGAAAAGAAAGUCCAGGUGGUUCUGAGUUUUUCCAAGACACAAUCUCACAUGGAAAAUUUGAAGAACUUGAGAACACAGAUGACUAAACUUUACUUUCUUUGGAGUAAAUUCUGGUGUGACUAAAAUUUUCAGGGUUGAUGGGUUACCUUAAAAAGUUGAUUUCCUUGAAGCAGUUGGUUAAAAUUUGAAUUGAGUCCUAACUUUAGUAAAUAAGAUUUCAUAAUUCUGCUUUUUGCAGAUUUUUUGCUUUAAAAUUGUAAAGGCCCUUUUAAGGAAAUAACAUAGUUUAGUAAGUUUGAAUGAACUACAGAUACAUCUGUACCUUCUCAUUUGAUGUAUUAAUCCUAAAAUUUCACUACAAGGUACUUUUUGCUUAGUUUGAUGGCAGAGAAGAAAAAAAACAAGUUCAAAUUUCUGAUUAACACCAAUUUUUCAGAGUUUCUUAAAAUGUCUUUUAUAACAGACAUUUUUCUCUCCAUACAAAUUGAGUAUCAUUAUUAAGGAAACCCUAUGAAUCCUGAAAGUUAUGCUAGCAUGAUUUUUUUAUAUAUAGAAGUUUAAAAAUAAACCAAGUCAGGUUUGUAUAUGUAAAAUUGUUGACAUCAAUGAUGUCUUUCCAUAUUCUUAUCUGGGCUUAAGAAAUACAUUCUGUAUUUUUCCAGAUUCUUUGUAGCCUUUGAAAGAUUUUUACAGUACAUAUGUCUUGACUGAGCUGUCCUUUCUUAACACAAAAGCUUGUAUAAUUUUCUUAACUUGUACAGUUGGUAAACUUUUAUGAGAGGAAUUGAUAUUCUGAGUCUGUCAGCUUUCAUUUUAUUUUGCUAAGGUUUUUCUAAUGAAUUUUUAAGUGUUUGUGUAGUAACUGAGUCAUGUUUCUUAUCCAGGUGGUAAAAAGCAUUCAUAAAGGAUUGUGAACAUUUGUUUUUUCAAGUUUUUACUUAAGGACAAAUAGUUUGAGAACUGAAAUUAAGCAUGAUACUUAGAUCACAUAGUUUGUUUUGCAUUUGUUAUAAUUUUCAAGAUUAUUUUUGAAGCAAAACAGAAGUUUAAUGUUGACUUCAAGUGCUUAAAUGUAUCAUGCUGACCAGAAUCCCAUUCAGUUAUUUUUAUAUGCUUUAUAAAAUUUCCCAUUUUUGCAUUAAAUAAACAGGGGAAAAGGUCAAGUGAUACUUAGAUACUGGCACACACAAAGAGUUGGCAGGCAAUGAUACUGAUUUUAUGAGGAAAAAGUGAUAAACUUAUCGUGAUAAUAGAUCACCAGAUAAUUAGAUUUCCAAUUACAAUCCAGCUUUUCAUAUUUGAUAGUGCAUUUCCAAAGUGAAAAUAAGCUAUUCAGUAACCAUUGCUCUGUGUGAUUACAAAUAGGAUCAUCCAUUCACAAAGAGUCGGACACGACUUGCGUGACUGAACUGAACUGAUUUGCAUCACCUUGCAAGAGUGCCAUUUUAUUUUUAGUGCAAAAUUCUUAUUUUAAAAAAUGUAGUUUUAUACAGCUGAUAGACCAACCUAUAUCCAAACUUUUAUAAAAGAUUAUUAACUACUCUUAUCACACAGACAUACCCCCAAAUACUUCUAGCAGUUCAUUUUCAGCCAUCAAAGAGCCAAUGUCUUUUUAGAAUAUAUCUUCUGUGAUCUUGUUUUUAAUGGCUCAGCUGUCUAAUGCAAUUGAGUAGAGGUUUGCACUGAGAAAUUAUGGUUUAGGCCUUAUCCUCCAUGAAGUAUUACUAUUAACCUAUGUUCAGACUGCUUCCCUCCACCAAUGUGAACAACUUUUUUCCCCCAAACAGUGUUAAAAGCCACUUUACAACACUUGACUUUACAUGAUGUAGAUUCACUGUUAUUACAUAUAGAUCCAAGUAAAUCAAAGUUUUGGGUGAAUGUGGUGAGAAGCGUGAGCUUUUUGUUGUUUUUGUUUUACCUAGAACAUUAAUUUAUCCAGAAUGGCAGCUUUAGCAGAUGGUCACAAUCCAUUUUCUAAAUCAAAUUUUAUUAUAUGAAUCCAAAGUAUCCUAGCUCUUUUUCAAAGAUGGUGUAUAGAAAUAGUGAUGAUGUACUUUUUUAAGUUGUUGCAAUAUUAAAGAUGCCAUUUUCACCUUUUUUUAAAAGAUGCAUUUUGUUAGCAGGUUUGUGAAGUUCUUGCAAACUGAUAUUACAGGAACAUUUUAAAUAAAUUCUCAGGCAUGUUUGCAAAUACGGCACAUGUUGUAUACAUGUUAGGAAAUUUUACUUUUCUUAAUCUUUUUAAAGUCUGCCUAAUGAAAAACAUUCCACUAUUAUAAUACAUAAUGCUCAGCUUUUCAUAGAGAAAUAUUUAAUUGUAUUUUAUGUUUAUACAGGUAUUUGACACAGUACAUUGUUCUUUAUAAUGCAGCCACUAUAACUUGAUAAGUCAUUGCACUACUUUAAAAAAUUUUAGUAAUAUCAUGAAUUUAAUUUGCUUAAGAUUUAGUACAUUUCAUAACUCUUGACAAACUGCAUUGGGAAAAGAAGCCUUCGUUAAUAGUUACUUAGUCUCCCUCACCCCAUACCUACCCCCAGCAAAGCACUAUCUUCAUUUGGAAUGGUAUUCUGUUCUAUGAUGUGUUUUCAAAUAGAGUUCAAAAUUUGCAACUCAGUUCAACAAAACAAAUAUGUUGAGCUUUAAAAUGUAUUUGAAAUAAUAUUUAAAUAGGCAUUUAAAAUUAUGGAUUAAUGUUUUUAAAUUUAUGCAUAAUAAUUUUGCACUGUAAAAUAAUUCCCUUCCCCUGUUCCCUCUCUGCCAUUCUGAAUAUGCUUAUUAAAAUAUUUUUUUAAACAUA
Messenger RNA from Odocoileus virginianus texanus, 5198 nucleotides. NCBI's taxonomy places the organism in Eukaryota, Metazoa, Chordata, Mammalia, Artiodactyla, Cervidae. The record is from RefSeq and is a predicted model, not a curated record.